AUGGUGACCAAGUUCUACCAACAUAUCCUGGCCUUGGCCUUUGCUAUCAAUGAAAUUAAUGAGGAUUCCGAGAUCUUGCCCAAUACCACGCUUGGGUUCCAUAUCUGUGACAGCUACAGCGACGCAAUGAAGACCUAUCGGACCACUAUGGACCUUCUUUUCAAGAUGCACAGGCUUAUACCUAACUAUGAAUGUGAUUCUGGGAAAAAGCUUAUUGCUGUAAUUGGCGGAUUUAGUUCCACCGUCUCGUUCCACAUGGCAAAACUUUUAAGUCUUUAUAAGAUUCCACAGGUACGACCUGUUUCCGUAUGUACGGAAUCUUGCCCUCCAGGUUAUCAGAAGAAAAAAAGAGAACAGGAUAAAUUCUGCUGCUAUGACUGCUCACUGUGCCCAGAGGGGAAGAUCUCAAAGUUGAAGGAUAUGAUUGAUUGUAUUGAAUGCCCAGAGGAUCAGUAUGCUACCAAGGAUAAGGAUGGAUGCAUCCCCAAAACAAUAAGCUUUCUUUCUUAUGACGAGCCUUUAGGAAUUGGUUUAAUGUCGAUGGCUGUUUCCUUUUCUUUGAUCACAGUGUUGGUGUUGGGAACAUUUAUUAAGCACAGAGAUACCCCUAUUGUCAAAGCCAACAACCGAGAUCUCACCUACCUUCUCCUUAUCUCCCUUCUUGUUUGCUUCUUGUCUUCUUUGCUCUUUAUUGGACAACCCAUGAAAGCGACUUGCUUUCUCCGACAAUCUGUUUUUGGCAUCAUCUUCUCUGUUGCUGUUUCUUCCGUACUGGCCAAAACGAUCACGGUGGUGGUAGCAUUUAUGGCCACCAAGCCAGGAUCCAAGAUGAGGACAUAUGUGGGGAAAAGACUGUCCAACUCUGUUGUCAUUUCCUGCUCUCUGGUUCAAGCAGUUAUUUGUAUUGUAUGGGUGGCAACCUCACCUCCAUUCCCAAAUUUAGAUAUGUAUUCAGUCCCAGGGGAAAUUGUAGUGGAAUGUAAUGAAGGAAUCACCAUUAUGUUUUAUCUUGUCUUGGGUUACAUGGGGUUUCUGUCUCUGGUCAGCUUCACGGUGGCUUUCCUAGCCAGAAAGUUGCCAGACACUUUCAAUGAAGCCAAGUUCAUCACUUUUAGCAUGUUGGUGUUUUGUAGUGUUUGGUUGUCUUUUAUUCCCACCUAUUUGAGCACCAAAGGAAAGUAUAUGGUAGCUGUGGAGAUCUUCUCCAUAUUAGCUUCCAGUGCUGGGUUAUUGGGUUGCAUCUUUUCCCCCAAAUGCUACAUCAUUCUUUUAAAGUCUGAACUGAACACUAAGGAACAGCUGAUAAGAAAUAUGAAGGAGUGUUUCAGUUGCUCAGAAGAUCAACAUGCAAAUGAACACCACACUCAAUGCAUGCCCAAAGUCAUAACUUUCCUCUCCUAUGAAGAACCUUUAGGAAUCAGCUUAGCUUCUGCUGCUCUGGUUUUCUCCCUGACCACAGUCUUUGUUCUUGGAACUUUCAUUAAGAGCAGAGAUACUCCAAUUGUCAAAGCCAACAACUGUGAUCUCUCUUAUACUCUCCUUGUCUCCCUUCUGCUCUGUUUCCUCUGCUCUUUGCUCUUUCUUGGCCAGCCAAUGAGAGUCACCUGUCUUCUGCGACAGCCCACUUUUGGCAUGACCUUCUCAAUGGCCAUUUAUUGUGUCUUGGCCAAGACCAUCACUGUACUGGUAGCUCUCGUGGCUACUAGGCCAGGAUCCAACAUGAGGAAAUGGGUGGGGAAAAGACUACCCAACUCCAUUGUGAUCUGCUGCUUUUUCAUUCAAGCAAUUCUUUGUGUUGUGUGGAUGACAAUAUUUACCCCAUUCCCAGAUCUAGACAAACAUUCAUUCACCAAACAUAUCAUAGCUGAAUGCAAUGAGGGACCCACUGUGAUGUUUUUCCUUGUCUUGGGGUAG
Molecule: messenger RNA, 1914 nt
Organism: Thamnophis elegans (Western terrestrial garter snake)
Lineage: Eukaryota; Metazoa; Chordata; Lepidosauria; Squamata; Natricidae
Product: vomeronasal type-2 receptor 26-like
Exons: 4
Coding region: 1-1914 (637 amino acids)
Biological process (GO): G protein-coupled receptor signaling pathway
Cellular component (GO): membrane
Molecular function (GO): G protein-coupled receptor activity
Source: RefSeq, a predicted model, not a curated record